Messenger RNA from Rhodamnia argentea, 781 nucleotides. Its product is annotated as endo-1,3;1,4-beta-D-glucanase-like. The transcript is spliced from 7 exons. Gene Ontology annotation, molecular function: hydrolase activity. NCBI's taxonomy places the organism in Eukaryota, Viridiplantae, Streptophyta, Magnoliopsida, Myrtales, Myrtaceae. The record is from RefSeq and is a predicted model, not a curated record. The annotation marks the transcript as partial.
UUCCUCACUCCCAGUGCGUCCGACGUUCACCAGAUUUCUGGGGAAGAAAGGAAAACGUCGAGCUCUCAGUGCUUUGAGAACCCACCGAACCUGAGCUCGACCUGUGGAGCAGGACGUGUUGAAGAGCUUGCAGGCCUCAAAACUUACGUCACUGGCCCUUCGGAUUCCAAGCGUGCCGUUCUUCUCAUCGCUGAUGUUUUUGGGUAUGAGGCUCCUAAGCUGAGGAAACUCGCAGAUAAGGUUGCAUCUGCAGGAUUCUUGGUGGUUGUACCCGAUUUCUUGUACGGAGAUCCCUUUCCCAUGGAUUUCAGUAAUCCUAAUUUUGAUAGAGAAGCUUGGAUGAAAAUUCAUAGCAUGGAUAAAGGGUGUGAAGAUGCAAAGCCAGUGAUUUCUGCUCUUAAGAGUAAAGGCGUGUCCGCCAUUGGGGCCGCGGGAUUUUGUUGGGGAGGAAAGGUCCUAGUCAAAUUAGCAGGCACUGAAGACAUUCAAGCCGCAGUUAUUCUGCACCCUGGUCCUAUGACUGAAGAUGAAAUUGAAGCCGUCAAGAUUCCAACUGCCAUAUUGGGAGCCGAGAUUGACCAUUCUUCCCCUCCCGAAGAACUCAAAAAGUUCGGGGAGAUCAUGUCGGCCAAAACUGAGUUCGAGAGUUAUGUGAAAAUAUUCCCCAGCGUUAGCCAUGGAUGGAGUGUGAGGUACGACGAUGACAACGAAUUUGCUGUCAAGAGCGCCGAAGAGGCCCAAGAGGACACGUUGAAUUGGUUUUUGAAGCAUGUCAAGUGAA